Messenger RNA from Danaus plexippus (monarch butterfly), 1208 nucleotides. RefSeq names its product structure-specific endonuclease subunit SLX1 homolog (gene slx1). Gene Ontology annotation, molecular function: crossover junction DNA endonuclease activity; 5'-flap endonuclease activity. The transcript is spliced from 4 exons. The record is from RefSeq and is a predicted model, not a curated record. Gene Ontology annotation, biological process: double-strand break repair via homologous recombination. Gene Ontology annotation, cellular component: Slx1-Slx4 complex. NCBI's taxonomy places the organism in Eukaryota, Metazoa, Arthropoda, Insecta, Lepidoptera, Nymphalidae. Bases 187 to 1176 code for a protein of 329 amino acids.
AUGGGUAAGUAGGUACUGAGCCAACUGAGCACCUAAGUGUUUAACAAUAUUCAAUAUCAGUAAACGUCAAAAAUUGUUUACAAAAUUUCAAGAUUAUGGUUUCAAUCUGGGUUUUCAAAAAAAAAUUAAUGUGAUCAGAAUUAAAAGAAAUAAAGCAAAGUAAUCCAAAAAACUGGCUUCUUUAUAAUGACAGAACCAGAAAUUGUUGAAGAUUUCUAUGGCGUAUACCUGCUUUAUUGUAUAAACCCUAAAUAUAAAGGUCGUACCUACAUUGGUUACACUCGGGACCCAAAUAGAAGAAUUAUACAACAUAACCGUGGCACCUGGGCUGGGGGAGCUUAUAGAACUAGUAAAAGGGGACCAUGGAAAAUGGUUAUGAUUGUGCAUGGAUUUCCAAAUAACAUUUCAGCAUUGAGGUUUGAAUGGGCCUGGCAGAACCCAGGCAAGACAACAAGAUUACAACACCUGGGGUUGUUUAAGAAUGGUCGGAAGGAAACUGUGUUCCAGUUCAAAUUACGAGUCCUCAGUGAGAUGCUCAGAGUGGGGCCUUGGUGCCGUCUGCCAUUGGUCAUAAGAUGGCUGGAAAAUGAUUUCAGGGAAGAGUUUCCAGAAGAAAGGAUGCCUCCUGAACACAUGAUUAUAUGCCAAGGCCCUGUAAAGAGUCGUAAUCUUAGAAACACAACAAACACCUCAUCACCUGACAUAAUUUGUCGUUUAUGUUCUGGACGUUUGAAAGCCUCAGAGCAACUGAGCUGUCCGAACUCAAAUUGUGACUUAGUCGCUCACAUAACAUGCUUGGCGGACAAGAUGUUGCCUCCAGGAGAAUAUAUACCAAUUGAUGGUAAAUGUCCGCUAUGUUAUUUGAAGCUGAAGUGGGGAGAUUUGAUAAGAAAAAUGAAAGGUUGCUUGGACGCUGAUAUUAAUGAUGUAUUAAGCCAGAAUAAGGUUUUAGAGGACUGUGGUAACUUUGUCAAUUAUGACGUAAUGGAGUCAUCUAAUGAUGAUGACGUAUAUACUCAAGAUGAUUUAUCAUUAAGGGCUAGUGAUUCGUUAAAUGGUGAUAUAAGAGAUUCUGAUGGUGAAAACGAAGACCAGGACGUCAUUCGGAUCCCAACACACGUUCUGGAUGAACCGUCCUGGUUUACAGACUGUCAAGAUGAUAUAAUAAAUAUGUAAUAAAUCAUUUUUUUUUAAGCAAAAAUCGAGAA